Messenger RNA from Penaeus monodon (black tiger shrimp), 2283 nucleotides. RefSeq names its product hsp70-binding protein 1-like. NCBI's taxonomy places the organism in Eukaryota, Metazoa, Arthropoda, Malacostraca, Decapoda, Penaeidae. Bases 137 to 1114 code for a protein of 325 amino acids. Gene Ontology annotation, molecular function: protein binding. The transcript is spliced from 7 exons. The record is from RefSeq and is a predicted model, not a curated record.
AUUCCCGUUUUCUUUAUAAGCAACAUUCACUACGAUCUUGUAUCAGUGAAGACACGACCUUCGAUAAAAUAGCCACGGCACCUUUAAUCUACACUAUAUUGUCAUUUUUGUGAAAAGCGGAAGACCACCUGUAACAAUGUCAGACAGUGGAGAUAACCAGGAUUCCCGACGGCUUCGAAAUAUGCAAGGGCUCCUGAACUUCUGCACGGAGAUCACAGCUCGCGAGGACACCACAGCGCCUUCGCAAAUUAGUGGGAUGGAUCCUGAGCGCCGUGCCUUUCUGGAGGAAGCGCUGUCAGGAAUGACCAUGAAUGUGGCCAAAUUGCUUGCUGAAUCGGUUCAAAAACUUUUAAGUGAAGCUGUUACAAUGCCAGAGGAGGAUGUAACAGAACAGGAGGAAGCAAUUCUGCAAAUUGAAGAACAUGUGGAUGACCUGAAUCAUGCAAUGGACUUCUAUAAAAUGGGAGGAUUUCCAGCUUUACUGAGAUGUUUGAAUUCUCCCCAUGCAAGUCUUCGAGUUGGAGCUGCUGGAUUGAUUGGUGAUAUAUGUCAGAAUAACCUAGUGUGCCAAGAAAGUAUGCUUUCUCUAAAGGCAAUCCCUCCUCUUCUUGAAAUGAUGGACACUGACACAGAUAAACAAGCACGAAUAAAAGCUUUAUAUGCCAUUUCAUGUCUUAUCAGAGAUUUUCCAAAAGGUGAAGAAAGUUUCUUGAAAGCAGACGGCCUCUCCUAUUUAAUGCGUUCAAUGCAAUCAGGCAUAGAGAAGUUAAUUGUGAAGUCAACAUUCCUGUUAAAUAACCUUGUCAGAAACAAUGAGUCGUAUAUUGACACUGUUCUCUCUAUGGGAUAUGUUGAACAGUUAGCAAUAAUUCUUGGCAAUGAAGACACAGACAACAUUUCCCGAGAGCAUUGCACUGCGGCAGUCUAUGGGUUGGCAUCGUCUUAUCCACAGGCUCUUCAGGAUGCUCUAAGACCAGAAUUGGGUCUACCACAGCUUCUGCGAUCAAGAUUAAGUACAAUUAGUGGGAAAGAGGAAUUUCAGGAAGAGGAGAAUCAUAUUCAUGAUUUGCUAAAUCUCUUUCAACAAGGGGAUGAUGAUGAUGAACACAGAUAGCUGUUAUAUUUGUAAGGAUUACUAGAAAUAAAAAUUCAAUUUUAUGAACUUUUUAUUCAAACAGUUGCCAUGUAAAAGGAGGCCUUUUAGAGCACUAGCAUCUGUCACAUCUUUUGUGCUAAUCUGAGAUCUUUUAUAAAAUGUUUAUGUUUCAUUUUAUUAGCAUAUUUGUAGAUGGUAUGUGCAGUGAAGUGCAGACUUUUCUGUAUAUUAUAGUAGCAACACAAAAUACUCAAUUGUUUUUUUAGACACUGUAUUUGUAAUACCUGUAUGUCAUUUUCACUUGUAGUUUAACCCUUUCCCAAUGGGUAGUAUUCAUAGUGGCUCUGGCCCCGCUGCAGGGGGCUCAUAUCGUCACCCUAGCAAGUGCGACCGCUCAUGCCCAAUACCAGCAUCCCUUGCCUUUUCUUUGUAAUACUAAGAGCCUUUGUUGUAUUUUCAUUAUUAUUAUUUUCUAAGGUCUCUAUUUGCCGUAUUUCCUGAUAAGUCAAGACUGUAGGAUAUUUUUGUUGUUAUAUAGAUGCCAUAGUCUCCAGCUCUUAUUGUCUGAAUAAAAUUAGCAGUGUGUGGUAUCAUGGGGUUGAAACCGUAGGUUUUGUUUUAAUUUUUUAUUUGUAAUUUUUUUCAAGUUAUUUUAUAAGAUAAACUUUAGUUUUAACAGGUUUAUAUCAUCACUUCCAUAUAGAUAUAAUUUUUAUGUUCAGUGUUUUUAUAAAUAUGUUAUUUUUUUUUUUUUUUUUUUUUUUAACCAAAAUACAUAUCGGUAUUUUCACGUGGUUUUACAUAUCACUUCGUGAAUACUAUAUAAUAUCUCUGGCCAAUGUAGUCGAUUACCAACGUAAUUUUUUUGACGCUAACCUCGGAAGCCCGAGAAGCCUUUCUGAAAUGCAUAGUAUAAGAAAAAUGAGAAAAAGUGUUAAAAACUACUUAUCACAUCUUCAGUGGCAAAAAAACAUUUUGCCAUAAUUGUAACAAAACAAACUCAUGGCAUGGCUAUACAUACACAAUGGCAUGUACGUACAUGCCACCGGCAGAUAGUCCAGGCAUGCCAUGGCAUGUACGUAAAUGCCACCAGUCGGGAAAGGGUUAAGAGAGAUUUCGAAACAUUUUAAAUAUAGAAUGUUUUCUCUAUUAUGUUAGUAUGUUGGUAGAAAAGCAAUCCAUCAGAA